Molecule: messenger RNA, 1205 nt
Organism: Momordica charantia (bitter melon)
Lineage: Eukaryota; Viridiplantae; Streptophyta; Magnoliopsida; Cucurbitales; Cucurbitaceae
Product: CASP-like protein 2B1
Source: RefSeq, a predicted model, not a curated record
UAGAGUCAUUGAAUGCCAAACCAGACUGGGAUCAGACUCCAUUAAUGGCAGCUUUUAAUUCUCGGCGUGAGGUACGCUUUUCUGUAAACCUUGCAAGCCGCUAGAAUCUCUGUAUUCGCCACUUGUCUGGUAAUUAAUCGCACCCUCAGAAUUUUCCCACCACUGGAUCUUCGCAAAUUUCAAAUUGAAUAUUACUGAAUUUUUACCCGUCGAUGUCAACUGAUUAAUUGGCCCUGGCUGCCUGGCUGGCGCGGAGGGUUAUAAGAAGGUCCCCCUGGUGCAUGCCCCACAAGUGUUUGAUUAAUUGCCUGACUGAAAAUUGAGUUGCUUCUUUUAAGUUCUUGCUUCUCUUUCUUGAUUUGGGUGUUUGGAGGAAAGAAAAUGAGCUACUCUGGCGUUGGUAUUAGCCCUGGGAAUGUCCCUGUGUACCAUAGCUCGAAUUUGAAGGUGGUUGAUAAGAGGAUGAGGGUGGUUGAGUUGGUGUUGAGGUUUGUGAUAUGUGGCCUUGGAGUUCUUGCUGCUGUUCUUGUGGGGACUGAUACUGAAGUUAGAGAUAUCUUUGCCAUUCGAAAGAGGGCCAAAUUCACAGACAUGAAAGCUCUUGUGUUUUUGGUGGUAGCAAAUGGAGUAGCUGCAGCUUACUCUCUGGUCCAAGGGCUACGAUGUGUGGUUAGCAUGGUGAGGGGAAAUGUGCUCUUCAGCAAGCCUUUAGCUUGGAUCAUUUUCUCUGGCGAUCAGAUAAUGGCAUAUGUUACAGUGGCAGCAGUGGCAGCGGCCGCCCAAUCGGCGGUGUUCGGGAAGCUGGGGCAGCCUGAGUUGCAGUGGAUGAAGAUAUGCGAUCUGUACAAGAAGUUCUGCAACCAAGUUGGGGAGGGACUGGCAAGCGCGGUCGUGGUCAGCCUGAGCAUGGUGGCGCUGUCUUGCAUUUCGGCUUUCAGUCUCUUCCGCCUGUACAGCGGAGGCAAGAGCAAGGGCAGCUCCAGAAGGUAGGCUUUUCGAGUUCAUUGAUAAGCUUCAAACUCCAUAGCCUGAUCUCACUGCAGCUUGAGUGAGGAGGAAAAUGUAACAAUUUUCUGUUAUUCUGAUAAAAAAAAGUGUAUGUUUAAGUUUUAUUCUGUGGAAAAACUAUGGUGCAUCUGUUCAGAAAUAAAUUUGUAAGUUGAUGAAUAAAAUGUUUCCACUUUAAUUUGUGAGAAUUUAGUAGA